Molecule: messenger RNA, 1203 nt
Organism: Dictyostelium discoideum AX4
Lineage: Eukaryota; Evosea; Eumycetozoa; Dictyosteliales; Dictyosteliaceae
Exons: 1
Coding region: 1-1203 (400 amino acids)
Cellular component (GO): membrane
Source: RefSeq, a predicted model, not a curated record
AUGCCAAAAAUAAUUGAAGUAGAAACAACUUUGGAUAUCAAUCAAGAUAUUGAAACCAUUCAAAAAUGUUGUUCUAGAUUAGGAGAAUUGUAUAAAUAUUUUACACAAGAUGGACAACAACAACAACACGAAAUUAGUGAAGCAGAAUUAAAGGCAACAUAUGUUGCAAUUAUUAAAACCAAUCAAAGAACUAUUGAUAACAGUCAAUCACCAGAGGAGAGAAAACACUUUACAGAUUUCAAUGUAAUAAUUACUGAAGCUUAUAAUAUUUUAAGUGAUCCAAAUCUAAGACAACUUUAUAAUGAACAAUUCUUUAAAAAAUUAAGUGAACAAGAAAAACAAAAUUUUAAAAAAUUACAAAACCAAAGAAUAUUAGAAAUGAUUAAAUAUGGUUUUUUAUUUUUUUCAUAUCCUCCAAUCGAAUUAAUUACACGUCAAUUUUCAAAAUUCGAAAGUAAUUCAACCCUUUCAUCAAUUGUAAAAUCAAUUUACAAACAUGGUGGUGUCACCUCUUUAAUGGUUAGACCUCUAGUAAUUGAAAAUGUUUUUGCAACAUUAAUCGUUGUAAUUGAUGAAAUGGCCCUCGGUGGUUUUGUAGGUGCCAAAUGGAGUCAAGGACCUCUUAAAGUUGUUGCUUCCGCUUCUGCAUAUAGUCUUUUAAUGUAUCCAUUGAAAUUUCUUACCAAUGUUAUUAGUGUUGCCCCAUUUUCUAUGCCAUUAAUUCAAAUCAUUAAAAAGAUCAUUUUAAGAGAGGAUCAAGGUAAUGGUUUACAAUAUAAGAACCUUUUCCAUGCAUUCUUGCCAAGUUUAUUUUUGUAUGGAACAACUAAACUAAUUAAAAUUUCUCAAAGAGCACUCCAAAAGAAAAUUCAAGAUAAAGAAAAAGAGAAUCCAAAUUCAAAAAUUUAUAAAAACCUUUCUUUAUUGGUUUGUAACAAAAUUACAAGUACUCUCAUAACAACCGCUUUAAAUUGGCCAUUAUUCAUGUUACGUUAUCAAUAUUCUAAUGAAUUUGUUCAAUCAUACCUUUCAGGUUCACCAAUUCCUAUUGUUAUAAAUCCAAUCUCAAUGGCUAUUAAAGUUUACAAACAAUAUGGCUUGAAGAAAUUCUAUACUGGUGCUCUAUCAAUAGGUUUAAUAAAUGGGUUUGCUUUUAUCAGUAAUAACCUUGAUGCUGACACAUCAUUGAUUUUUGAUAAUUAA